This is a messenger RNA of Mesorhabditis spiculigera, 603 nucleotides long. Lineage: Eukaryota; Metazoa; Nematoda; Chromadorea; Rhabditida; Rhabditidae. The record is from the annotation of a GenBank genome assembly.
AUGGGCGUCGCUUGGGUUUUCGAGUGUGAGCACGCGCAGACGACGGCCGAGCUGAUCAUCACCGGCGGGGGCGCUGGCCUAUUGGGGCCCUUCCGGGUCGACAGCUCUUCGUAUAGACCCAGCGAUGCGCAUGCCCAGCACAUUGGCCAAUUGGCCGUGCUCCACCACAGCUACUACCCGGAAAGCACGUUCUCCAUUAUGAUUGGCACGUUCCCGCCCAAGCAAACGCCGAGGUCCACGUGCGAUCGCGGAUUUGAUAUGAUCCUCUCCAAGCUUUCGGGCGGACUUCAGAUGGACAACAGCGGCAAGUUUGAAGUCAACGGCAACGAGUACAAGCUCAAGGACUUUCGCGUCCGCAUCGGCACCGCGACGCAGAACGGCUCCGUCAAGGGGGUUAUCGUUGAGGUGGAAUACACGCCGACGUGGAUGCCGCGCCAGGGUCUUUCCAUGCUGGCGGAAUUUCUGCAAAUGUUCUUCGCCGAGACGCUGAAGCACACCCCGGAAUUCUUCCGGGAGCAGCGCACGCCUCACCCGGAGCCAUAUCUACCCAUCGACACCCUACACCAAUACCAGAACAUUUUCAUGACGAUGCGGCUGCGCGCG